This is a messenger RNA of Striga hermonthica, 789 nucleotides long. NCBI's taxonomy places the organism in Eukaryota, Viridiplantae, Streptophyta, Magnoliopsida, Lamiales, Orobanchaceae. The record is from the annotation of a GenBank genome assembly.
AUGGCUUUAUUAGCUCUCAUUGCAGCUUCUUUAUUCAUGGCGAUUUCGAUUGAAGCCCGCAUUCCUGGCGCGUUCACGGGCGGGCAGUGGAUGACUGCCCACGCCACCUUCUACGGCGGGAGCGACGCCUCCGGCACUAUGGGUGGCGCUUGUGGGUACGGGAAUCUGUACAGCCAGGGGUACGGGGUGAACACGGCGGCCCUGAGCUUUGCCCUUUUCGAUAACGGGGUAAGCUGCGGCGCGUGCUUCGAGAUAAAGACAAGAGAGCCAGAACAGUCUUGGCAGCAGUACGAGGUUGGGAAGACCUCAAUCUUUGUAACUGCCACCAACAGUUGCCCACCAAACUAUGGUCUCUCCAGCGACCAGGGGGGUUGGUGCAACCCACCCAGGCCCCAUUUCGACCUCGCCAUGCCUAUGUUCCUCAAGCUCGCACCAGAGAAAAAUGGAAUUGUUCCUGUUCAAUACCGCAGAGUGCCAUGUAGGAAAAAGGGAGGCAUAAGGUUCACCAUCAACGGAUUCAACUACUUCAACCUCGUACUCGUCACCAAUGUGGCCGGUGCAGGGAAUGUUGUCCAAGUGUUUGUAAAAGGUUCCAACACACGAUGGAUUCAAAUGAGCCGAAACUGGGGCCAAAACUGGCAAACCAAUGCCGCUUUGUCCGGUCAGUCGCUCUCCUUCAGGGUUAGAGGCAGUGACGGCAGAAAAUCCACCUCAUGGAACAUUGCCCCCAAAUCUUGGCAGUUUGGACAAACAUUUAUGGGAAAGAAUUUCAGGGUUGGACCAUAUUAA